CCCUAUUAUGUCCAUGCGCAGCGUUCUGGCGGAGUUCCGAUCCCUUUCGCACAGGAUCUUCCCGAGGUGCACACAAGACAGACAGACGCACACGCACACAGUCAGAUCUACGAAUGUGUGUUGCGGUGCCGAUGAUUGUCUUUGUCUGGAUGUCCCUCUUUGCCUGUCUUUGUGUGCACUGCCAGGUGGCGCGAGCACAUGGUAUCGCGUGCAGAUCUCGCACACAUGAAAAUGGACGCACUGAGGUGGGGAUUCGUGGAGCAGGACCGAGUGCGGCAGCUGCUGUCGCAGCUCAACUCGAAGCUGCUGGAGCGGCAGAAGGCGCAGCGGGCCGAGGGGCGGGAGGUGAGCGACGACGAGCUCACGGACGAGCAGAACCAGGCACUCACAGACAUGGGUAUCACUGCAGAGGAACUGAAAGGUGGGUGGGAAGUGGACAGACGUGUGUGUGUCUGCGUGUUUGUGUUUUCUGCUGUCCAUCCACCUGUCGUGUCGUUCAUUGACUGCUUGGUGCAGAGGGCAUGAAGACAGCGUACGAGUGUGUAGCACAGCUGUACGUUGACGCCACCUCCCCGGACCCCGCUGUCCGCGCAGCGGCCCGUCAGCGGUUCGGCGAGAUCCUCACACCAUCCCUCAAACACUUCCUGAUGGAGGUCCUGGACACCUACGCCAAACACCAGCUGAAACCGUACCUAGUCGUCGAGGUGAACUGCUGAGAGGGAGGGAGGGAGGGAGGGAGGGAGGUUGGGUUGACUGGCACGGCUCGCCGGCUGGGUGUUCAUGUGUGUGGAUGGAUGAUCCAGGAGGUUCAUCCGAGGGUGUUGGAUGUGCGCGUCGAGAAGGGCUCGGGCGAGAGCGAGCUGGGCAUCCUCGGUCGAAUGGACCAGAGAGAAGCCCUCUACCACUUCUUCUCUGGUCGGCGGCAGGCAAACACAUACCCAUACACACAUCAUGAUGCAAGUUUUGCCUUCCUUCUGGCCGUCUGCAUGGCAUGCAGGUGUGCUCGGCCCCGAGGGCGCCCUAUCUCGCGACAUCCAGCACCCAUCAGGUGUCCCGAGGCGGAUCGUCGUUGACGUGGAGCUGGCAGCGAGGGAGAAGUUCAGACUGCUGCCAGAGCAGCCGCCGACCCCCAAGGACGAUGACAUGCCCCCCUUGGCAUACGUCGGACCAGCGCCUCGACAUUCCAAGGUGCCCUGGCAUGUAAGCACGGCACGCACCAAGCACGCCACUCAUACCAGGGGACAGACACAUGUAUGUAUGACAGACACAUGUAUGUAUGUAUGUAUCCUUGUCCAGCCGGCUGACAUGCAGGGCGUGUCUGAGCCGCCCUCCCCGGAGACCCCGCGAGAAGAGCAGCGUGAGCCCGAGGGCCCCCCGCCGUGGUCGUCUGCGGGCCUCGAGAGCACCCCCUCACAGACGGUCCUGUGGCUGUGGACGUUUGAGCGAAGCCUUCUCAGGAACGAUGAUGAACGAGGCGGUGGCGGUGCGUCAUCGGCGUCGUGGAAAGUGAGAAACAUCAAUGAAGGUAGGUGGGGCGGACGGGCGGGAUGGUUCGGCAGUGGGCCAGUGAGGGCUGAUUGAUGUGUUUGUGUGUGUAUUUUGUUGUUUGUUGUGUUUUUUGUCAGCUAUCCGUCCAUACUGACGACUGACUGACUGACUGCCGGGGUCGGUCGAGCCAUUCAUUCAUCGAUCGACUGUGUCGGUCUGUGCAAAGUGAAUGAGACUUGAGUGAUGCUUCUCUGUUAUUGAGUUUUUGGUUGUGUCUGGGGGUGGGGGGGUGGUCACCACAUCCGGGAUUUGCGCGAGUGUGAAGACGUGUCAAUGGACAGACCUUUCGGGCCGUUAGAGGCAGAUGACGUACGGGGAGGUCAGCAGGCCCUGGGCUCGGGGCAGACACGCCCAGAGGCCCUCGCAGCUGUGCCUUUCCUGCCCAACGGCCGAGUCAACGGCGG
This is a messenger RNA of Vitrella brassicaformis, 1952 nucleotides long. NCBI's taxonomy places the organism in Eukaryota, Vitrellaceae. The record is from the annotation of a GenBank genome assembly.